Molecule: messenger RNA, 1221 nt
Organism: Nematolebias whitei (Rio pearlfish)
Lineage: Eukaryota; Metazoa; Chordata; Actinopteri; Cyprinodontiformes; Rivulidae
Gene: rnf5
Product: ring finger protein 5
Exons: 6
Coding region: 195-827 (210 amino acids)
Biological process (GO): ubiquitin-dependent protein catabolic process
Cellular component (GO): endoplasmic reticulum
Molecular function (GO): ubiquitin protein ligase activity; ubiquitin-like protein conjugating enzyme binding; metal ion binding
Source: RefSeq, a predicted model, not a curated record
AGCCCCGCCCCUGGCUGCUGCGUCAGUACUGUGAAGACCUGCUGUGUUGAUUCGCAGCAGAACGGUGGUCUCGGUGAGUCCAAUGGUCCUUCGUGGCAGCGGGUACCUCUGACUCACGACUAACGUUAGCUCGAGUCGGGCCCGCGUGGGUUGGCUCGGCUCGGUGUGCUACUUCCCCUACCAGUUCAGCAAACAUGGCCGCCACGGAUCCCCGCUCGUCGAGUGACGGCGGGCCGGCCAGCAGAGGAGGCUUCCCCGCCGGAGAGAGCAGCAAGGACCGGGACGGGCCGGACGGAGGCAGCGGCGGCGGCGGCGAGAGCGAACGGGACCGGGCCACGUUCGAGUGCAACAUUUGUCUGGACACUGCCACGGACGCUGUCAUCAGCAUGUGCGGCCACUUGUUCUGCUGGCCCUGCCUUCACCAAUGGUUGGAGACGCGGCCCAGCAGGCAGCAGUGCCCCGUGUGUAAAGCGGGCAUCAGCAGAGAGAAGGUCAUCCCGCUCUACGGCCGGGGGAGCUCCAGCCAGGAGGACCCCAGGUUGAAAACUCCACCUCGACCUCAGGGACAGAGAACGGAGCCGGAGAGCAGAGGAGGGAUGUUCCCGGGCUUUGGAGAAACCGGCUUCCACAUGUCUUUUGGCAUCGGAGCGUUCCCCUUCGGCUUUUUCACCACCGUCUUCAACACCAACGACCCGUUCCACAGACCCGAUCAGUACGCAGCUGAUCAACAAGGCAACGGCAACCUCAACAACGGCAACAACAACUGGCAGGACUCCCUCUUCCUCUUCGUGGCCAUCAUCUUCUUCUUCUGGCUGCUGAGCGUGUGAAGGCGGCGGGGAAGGCGGAGCUUCCAAAACAAAAUGAAACUCGGGCCUCGGACUGCGUUACGUAACCUGGGAGAAAACAAGAAACGCAGGUUUCCUCCUCCCAAACAUAAAUCACUGCCUGACUCAAACGCACGCACACACCUGCUGUUAAUUUUGUUUAUGCAAAACACAGACUCCUAAAACAAAUCACCUUCGCCCCUCCCUCCCCGGCCUCAGCUGUAGAUUUUUGCACACAGAAGAGGUGAGCGUGCACGGAGGUUUGAGGGUCUCACUGUUGGUGUUCAGAGACAGUAUUAAAUGAUCAGGGUGGCCGACGCAGUUUUACUUCGUAUUUGUUUUCUUUUGACUUAACGCUGUAGUUGUAAAAAAUGGGGAACUGUAGUUUAUUUCCCUA